Saccoglossus kowalevskii is the source of this 840-nucleotide messenger RNA. RefSeq names its product very long chain fatty acid elongase 6-like. Lineage: Eukaryota; Metazoa; Hemichordata; Enteropneusta; Harrimaniidae. Gene Ontology annotation, biological process: fatty acid elongation, monounsaturated fatty acid; fatty acid elongation, polyunsaturated fatty acid; sphingolipid biosynthetic process. Gene Ontology annotation, cellular component: endoplasmic reticulum membrane. Gene Ontology annotation, molecular function: fatty acid elongase activity. The record is from RefSeq and is a predicted model, not a curated record.
AUGACUACGCGGGUGUUUAAUACGUCUAUAGAUCCAUUCCAGUAUCGAAAUUAUCGCACGUUUGAUUUUGAGACGAAUUUCAACUAUGAGGAGAAAAUUGCUUGGUUCGAGGAAAACUGGACCCACGCCUUCCUGUACAGCGCACUGUAUCUCGGCUUCGUAUUCGGCGGACCAGCCUAUAUGCAGACACGACCUAAGUAUGAUUUACGAUCUGCUCUAACGAUAUGGUCCAUCACCUUAGCGGUGUUCAGCUCAAUGGGGGCCGUCAGGCUUUGGCAGGAAUAUACGUAUAUUGUUACAAAGUAUGGCUGGAAAGCAUCUAUGUGUGAUCCGAUUUUUUAUACCGGCAUCAGUGGUUUCUGGGCAUGGGCUUUCAUCGUGAGUAAACUCCCCGAACUCGGCGACACGGUCUUCAUAAUAUUGCGGAAGCAGCGGUUGAUAUUUUUGCACUGGUACCACCACGUAACUGUGCUGAUCUACGCCUGGUAUAGCUACGCGCAUUUUAUCGCACAGGGACGUUAUUUCCUGACAAUGAACUACACGGUACACGCAGUAAUGUACCUCUACUAUGGAUGUCGAGCAUCGGGAAUGUUCAAAAUCCCCCUGUACGUCAAUAUAUCCAUAACCGCGUUACAGGUGAUUCAAAUGGUCAUAGCGUGUGUGGUAAACUUAUACGCGCACUUUUACCGUAACCAUGGCGAGUACUGUUCCACUACGGAUGCGCAUACCUACAUUUCAUUAGCCUUAUAUAUGUCAUACUUUGUACUGUUUGCAAACUUUUUCUACCAUACCUACUACGCCGGCAAGGUGAAAGGUCACGGGAAGAGGAAGGCGACAUAA